Gasterosteus aculeatus aculeatus (three-spined stickleback) is the source of this 1541-nucleotide messenger RNA. It is a transcript of the gene apex1, whose product is annotated as APEX nuclease (multifunctional DNA repair enzyme) 1. The record is from RefSeq and is a predicted model, not a curated record. Gene Ontology annotation, biological process: base-excision repair. NCBI's taxonomy places the organism in Eukaryota, Metazoa, Chordata, Actinopteri, Perciformes, Gasterosteidae. Gene Ontology annotation, molecular function: phosphoric diester hydrolase activity; DNA-(apurinic or apyrimidinic site) endonuclease activity; double-stranded DNA 3'-5' DNA exonuclease activity. Gene Ontology annotation, cellular component: nucleus.
CAGGCAUAGGUGUAGGCACUCAGUGAGUGCAUCGAACACGUGGUGAGGAAUCGACGCAGUGCAUAGUUAGUGCGCUGGAGCGAGGCGCAAAAGAAGUAUUACCCCGUCUGUGGAUCCUGUUGUGAAAGUGCAACGGCUUGGGUAGUGUUGUGUGUGCGUGCUGUGUGUCUGCGAGGUGUGUUUGCAGUCAGAGCGACAUCAAGUAUGAAGAGAGGAAAGAAGGCAGAGGAGGCGGCCACUGACGGGGAGAAUGAGACUGGCUCCGCUUCAGCAAAGAAAACUAAGAAGGCUAAGGAACCAGAGGCCCCAAUAUUGUACGAAGAUCCGCCGGACAAAAUGACGAGCAAAGAUGGCCGCAACGGCAACGUUAAAAUCACGUCCUGGAACGUCGACGGCCUGAGGGCCUGGGUGAAAAAGAACGGCCUGGAUUGGGUGCGUGAGGAGAAUCCAGAUGUUUUGUGCCUGCAGGAGACAAAGUGUGCAGAGAAAUCCCUCCCCGCUGACAUUACCUCAAUGCCCGAGUACCCUCACAAGUAUUGGGCGGCGUCAGAUGAGAAGGAGGGUUAUAGUGGUGUGGCCAUGCUGUGCAAGACCGAACCCCUAAAAGUCACCUAUGGCAUCGGCAAAGAAGAGCAUGACAAGGAGGGUCGUGUCAUCACCGCAGAGUUCCCCAACUUCUACCUGGUGACCGCCUAUGUGCCGAACUCCGGAAGAGGCCUUGUGCGUCUAGAUUACCGCAAAACGUGGGACGUGGACUUCCGGGCGUACCUGAGCGAGCUGGACAUGCAGAAGCCCCUGGUGCUGUGCGGCGACCUCAACGUCGCACACCAGGAGAUCGACCUGAAGAACCCGAAGGGGAACAAGAAAAGCGCUGGAUUUACCCCCGAGGAGCGCGAGGGCAUCAGCCAGCUGCUGGAGUCCGGUUUCACCGACAGCUUCCGCGAGCUCUACCCCGAGCAGGCAAACGCCUACACCUUCUGGACCUACAUGAUGAACUCCCGGGGAAAGAACGUGGGCUGGAGGCUUGAUUACUUCCUCUUGUCGUCCAGCCUGCUGCCAGGCCUGUGUGACAGCAAGAUCCGCAACAAGGCCCUGGGAAGCGACCACUGCCCUAUCACGCUGCACAUCGCCGUGUAGGUCGCUGUCUGAGCGGGCUGCAGCUCUCCGCGGCCCCGCUGGUUUCUCAGUGUUAACUUUCCAGCUCUGCAGUGGUGUAGUUUUUUGUCUAGUCCUUUUAACAGUUUUUUCGAUGACACAUUUAAUUUCAAUUCAUGACGAGCACAACACAUAGUGUCCGUUUAACCUCUUCAUACAGUCGACGUUUGUCAGUAAACCCAGUGGUGUGUGAUGUCAAACACCAGUUUCAACAAUGAUCCGUGAUGUUAGUUUUUCUGUACUGCAGCUGAUCUGAGAAAAGUUUCUGUGCCCAACAGCCUGCAAUUUGUCACUGUCUCGAUUUAAAACUGCUGCUAAAAAAAGUGUUUUAAGCUUAUUUUGCAACAAAAUUGUAGUAGAGAAUUUCCAAUAAAAGGCUGAAUUUA